Paramecium tetraurelia is the source of this 897-nucleotide messenger RNA. RefSeq lists its product as uncharacterized. The transcript has 4 exons. The record is from RefSeq and is a predicted model, not a curated record. NCBI's taxonomy places the organism in Eukaryota, Ciliophora, Oligohymenophorea, Peniculida, Parameciidae.
UAAUAUAAUAUCAAAAACAAUGUCAGCUUCUAAAUUGAUGUACUCAUCUCCUGGACCUAAGAGUUAAUCUGCUGUUUCAUACGGUGGCGAGAGAGACAGGGCACUUUCUCCAAGCAGAGCCAAGAUCUCCUAAUUAAAUGAAAAGCUCUCUAACCUAUAGCAUUCCAUUAAUGAGGACUAAGCAAUCAAGAAAGAAACAUUCGAGUAGAAAGUUAAAAUCUUGGAGGAUAAAGUUACUAAAUAAUAAUAGAGCGAUGAAUCUAAAUUCAAGUUACUGAAGGAAUAAUUAUCAAAGGUAGAGGAAGGGGCAUAAAAUGAGAAAAUAAUUAGAGAGAGUGGUGAUGAGAAAUUGAGAACAAAAGAUUUGAAGGGAUUGGAAGCCUAUUUAGGUAAAGAAUUGUAAGGAGAGAAAGUGAAUAGGAAAGAUCAUGAAUAAAAGAUCAUUAAAAACACUGACGAUAGAGUCUAUAGUUUAAGAUUGGAUUUGGCUAGGUAAAAGAAAUAUAGAGAGGAAACAGAAGAAAAGAACGCUUAAGAAAUUGGGGAUAGAGUUUUAUAAUUAUAAGAAGAAGUUGAAGAGGAAAGAAGAUAGAGAGAAGAAUAGAACUAACAAACUAUCAAGAGAUUGGGGGACUCAAUACUGAAAUUAUAGGAGAUCUUAACCACUGAGAAAAAGUAGAGAGAAAUUGCUUAGGCUUAGAUGUUUAGAAUGUUGGAUGAAAUGAAUGCAUAUUUGAAUGGUGAAUUGAAUGCUGAAAAAAAUGAGAGGGAAGCUACUGAAGAAACUAUCAUCAACCUCAUUGAUUAAACAUGUAAUAGAGUGGAGAAUUCAUUAAGAAAAUGAACUAUAUAAUAAAGUAAAAACAAAAUAUUUAUUUUUUUAAAUAAAUAUAAAAA